UCGACGCCAGUGCCUGGUUUCGGUAACAUGUGUGUCACUUUCAUCUCAUCGCGCCCCUUUGUUCACGGAACAUAUGCCUGAAUCAGUGACAUUUAAACGACCUGUUUUGGUAAUUCGACUCCUUUACCAAAUACGAACGGAAAUCAAUAGUUUGUUUCUAAUACAAUCAGCUGCUCGUAGAGUCGUCAGCGGCGCCAUUGUUGGUGAACAAUCGAAACACAAAUGGCAGCCAUUUUGCUGAGAAGGAGAAGGCGAGUACUUGUCAAUGGUUGACUUUAAACACAAUUUUUUAUAUUUAUUGUGCUCCAUUUAUUAGUUCGAAUUAAUUUUCAAAAUUUAUUUAUUACAUGUGUCUAGUGAAUUAGUAAAUCAUGUCGGGAGAACGAGAAAUCGCGGCUGAAGAUAGUAUUAAAGUGGUUUGCCGAUUUCGACCACUGAACGAUUCAGAAGAGAAGGCUGGUAGUAAGUUUAUUGUGAAAUUUCCUUCGGGUGGCGAGGAAAACUGCAUUUCCAUUGGCGGAAAAGUAUACUUGUUUGACAAGGUCUUCAAACCAAAUGCAACACAAGAAAAAGUUUACAAUGAAGCCGCCAAAUCCAUUGUGUCAGAUGUAUUAUGCGGCUACAAUGGUACGAUCUUCGCAUACGGUCAGACAUCUUCUGGCAAGACACACACGAUGGAGGGGGUCAUCGGGGACCAGGGUAAGCAAGGUAUCAUUCCCCGUAUCGUCAACGAUAUCUUCAACCACAUAUACGCCAUGGAGGAGAACCUGGAAUUCCACAUCAAGGUGUCCUACUUCGAGAUAUACAUGGACAAGAUCAGAGAUCUCUUGGAUGUGUCAAAAGUCAACCUGAGUGUACACGAAGACAAGAACCGUGUUCCCUUUGUAAAAGGUGCAACGGAACGAUUCGUCUCCAGUCCUGACGAGGUUUUCGAAGUCAUAGAGGAAGGAAAAGCUAAUCGUCAUAUAGCUGUCACAAACAUGAACGAACACAGUUCCCGAAGUCACAGUGUUUUCCUGAUAAAUGUGAAGCAGGAGAAUCUUGAAAACGAAAAGAAACUCUCUGGUAAACUCUACUUGGUCGAUUUAGCUGGAAGUGAAAAGGUAAGCAAGACUGGUGCGGAAGGUACAGUAUUGGACGAGGCGAAGAACAUCAACAAGUCACUGUCGGCUCUGGGUAAUGUGAUCUCUGCGCUGGCAGAUGGUAACAAAACUCACAUUCCGUACCGAGACUCGAAGCUGACGCGGAUACUACAGGAGAGCUUGGGUGGCAACGCUCGUACCACCAUCAUUAUCUGCUGUUCACCUGCCAGCUUCAACGAGAGUGAGACCAAGUCUACUCUGGACUUUGGCCGCAGAGCGAAAACAAUAAAGAACGUUGUUACGGUCAAUGAGGAGCUGACGGCUGAAGAAUGGAAGCGGCGUUACGAAAAAGAGAAAGAAAAGGUUGGCCGGCUGAAAGGAAAACUGGAGAAAUUAGAGUUGGAAUUGAGCAGAUGGCGACAAGGCGAGACGGUCAAUCCGGAGGAACAGGUUAACCUGCAGGAGGCAAUCGAGGCUGUUACACCAGUUGCACCUCCCCCCGAAACAAAGAAAGAUGUGGUGCUUGGACCGAUGCCAGCGACACCAGGUGCCGGAAUCAUGGUAGGUUCCCUGUCCAACGAGGAGAGGCAGAAGCUGGAGGAGGAGCGAGAGAGACUCUACCAGCAGCUGGAUGACAAGGAUGAGGAGAUAAACCAGACCAGUCAGUACGUGGAGAAACUGAAGGAACAGAUGAUGGAACAAGAAGAGUUGAUAGCGUCGACGAGGAGAGACUUUGAGCUGCUGCAGCAGGAGAUGUCGCGGAUCACGCAGGAGAAUGAGAGCUCCAAGGAGGAGGUGAAGGAGGUGCUGCAGGCGCUGGAGGAGCUGGCGGUCAACUACGACCAGAAGAGCCAGGAGGUGGAGACCAAGAACAAGGAGAAUGAGCAACUCACCGAGGAGCUAAUGCAGAAACAGAGCACGCUGAACGCCACCUCAUCUGAACUGCAGCAGUUGAAGGACAUGUCGACUCACCAGCGGCGCAGGAUCACAGAGAUGCUGACCAACCUCCUCAAGGACCUGGGCGAGAUCGGCGUGGCCAUCGGUGGUGAGGGUGAGAUGAAGUUGACAGGUGACAGCAAUGGGAAACUGGAGGAGGAGUUCACGGUUGCCAGGCUGUUCAUCUCCAAGAUGAAGUCGGAGGUGAAGAACUUGGUCCAGCGUUGCCAAGGCCUUGAGACCUACCAGACUGAUUGCAACAAGAAGAUCAGCGAGUACGAGAAGGACUUGGGCGAGUGUAGGCUUCUGAUCUCGCAACACGAGGCCCGGAUGAGGAGCUUGCAGGAGUCGAUGAAGGAGGCAGAGAACAAGAAGAGAGCCCUGGAGGAGAAUGUGGAUGCGCUCAGGGAGGAGUGUGCGAAGAUGAAGGCAGCAGAGCAAGUGCAUGCUGUGUCGUCCAAGGAGAAGGCCGAGGAGAAGGAAAAGGCGGCCACAAUGAGGGUGGCACUGGAGGAGCAGAUGGACCAGCUGAGAGAUGCGCACCAGAAGCAGGUCGGCGAACUGCGAGACGAGAUCAGCGAAAAGCAAGCACUCAUCAACCAGCUCAAAGAUCUGAACCAGAAGUACACCUUGGCACACCAGCAACUACAGCAGGAGUAUGAGAAGUUAAAGCAAGAGGAGACUGAAAAAAGCAACCGGCUUCAAGAGCUCAUCCUGACAAACGAAAGGCGAGAGCAGGCCAGGAAAGACCUGAAGGGCCUGGAGGAUACAGUCGCUAAGGAGCUACAAACACUUCAUAACCUUCGCAAACUGUUUGUCCAAGAUUUACAGGCUAGGAUCAAAAAGUCUGUAAACGCUGAGGACAAUGAGGACGACGGUGGGUCUCUGGCACAGAAACAGAAGAUCAGUUUCCUGGAGAACAACCUGGACCAGCUGACCAAGGUGCACAAGCAACUGGUACGAGACAACGCGGACCUGCGCUGUGAGCUGCCCAAGCUGGAGAAGAGGCUAAGAGCUACCAUGGAGAGGGUCAAGGCUCUGGAGACGGCACUGAAAGAGGCCAAGGAAGGAGCGAUGCGCGACCGUAAGCGCUACCAGUUUGAGGUGGACCGUAUCAAGGAAGCAGUCCGGCAGAAAAACCUGGCACGACGCGGCCCCAGUGCACAAAUUGCCAAGCCGAUCCGAGCAGGCCCAGCACUUGCAGGGGGUGAGGCCGGUGGUGGGCCCCGGCCGCAUCCUGGGCGACGACGACACUCCCAAGCGCAAGAGCAUCAUGGGAGGCGGUGGCAACAAGGCGAGUCAUCAUCACAAAUCGAGUUAGAAGCAGAAAACGAACUGUUGGAGAUUAUCAAAAUGAGAGCUGAGCGGCCGCGGAACAAGUUUAAAUCUCACCAACUCGACCUUGAAUCACCCCUUCUUGGUUAUCUUUAUCUUCAGUUUGGUGCUCUUUGGUUUGGGGUGCAAUCUGAUCUUUUAUAAUUUCGGCCGUACUGAUAAAACAAAUUCCAAUAUAGUUGAUAAGUAGAGGCUUGUGAUUGCGUGAGUGUUGCGCGUAUGUGUGAGUGAGUGUGUGCGCGCGCACGUGCGGCUUAUAAUUUCAUCCUAGAAGUUGGUGGCGACCAAAGAUGUCUUAACGAAUUUAAUCGUUCAUCUGAAGCAUAAACCGUUAUUUAUUUCUCCUCUUGCGUUGAAGUCUGUUUUGGUUUUCAUAAAGUUCAAAAUUUACGAGAAAAGAAUGCCUUCGUUCAUGGGAACCAGUGCAAUAAUGGAGUGUACAUAAUUUAUAAGCUUUGCUUGUACCGCGCUUCUGCUCACUUAUUAUUGUGAUUCGCCGAUUACUUAAGGACUUCACGGAACGUUAUACUGUUUCUUCCGCAUUCUGCACUUGGUGUUUUUAUUUCAAGAUUGAAAAUAUUAUCAAAUUUUUCUCAAGCAUGCUUUUCGACUUAUUAUAUAAAGCAUUCGAUAUAAUGAAGAUGUGAAACUUGAAAUCAACUCUGAUAUGUAACAUCGUCUACCAACUUUAAAUUUCACCUAAAGUUUAUAAGGUCAUAUAAACAUUUAAAUACGAACGUGUUGAACGCCUUGCCUGUUGUAUUUUUAUAAUAUAUGUUAGAUUUUAUUUAUUUUAUAUAUUUUAUUUACACAACUAGUUAUAAUUUCCAUUAAGUGCAGCUCAAAUCUUUUUUAAGUAGAGCUCGUUUUAAAACCGUUUUAUCAGAACUAUGAGAUUUAUGAUGUUAUUUUGAUGGUUUUAAAAAUCACUUUAAGUUGUAGCAUGCUUCAACAUAGAAUUAUGAUUCAUUGGCUCUCGAGCUUUUUUGUUGCAUUGUUUAGAAUUAUAGUUUAAAAGUAUAAAAUGUGUUGAUUAUAUUUUAUUAAUAAAACAAGAGUUGUUUCCUUUCUACUUAUUUGAGGUGAUCCUCGCUUGUGUUUGACCACCCAGCUGCCGGGAGCGCAGACUUGGGACGUCUAAGCCUCUUGCGACUCCCGGCUGGUCUGCAGGCUUGGGCUCGAGUUGUGGAUAGCACUCAGUAAACAUAAUGAACUUAUUUUAUUAAGAAAUCAAUGUAAAGAAAUUCGCUUGUUAUAAUAGAUUAUAGAUGAGGCAUUCUUUUCUUCGGAGAUAGCCGAAAUUGCAAUGUACGUUAUAUAGACAUAUAAUUUGGUGCAAGAUGUAUCAUAUGACUUGCUGCAUUCACUCACGAUUCUGUACAGAUUUAGUUAUGUAGAUUAAUUUAUUUAACGUAUAUUUUAGUUGGUUAGGUAACCGAUUAUCCUAGUGUGAUCUUACUAUUAGAUUGUUACUUUUUUAUCGUUUGUAAUUAAUUAAUUAUUAAUCGUUCUCCGUCGGUAUAUAACUCUUGUGUUACUUUGCCUGCAUUGAGCUUAAAAUUAAUAUGAUAACAGCUGAGACUUGUUUUUAUAAAUAUAUAAUUUAACUUUAUUAAAUAAAAUCGUUAAAAAACAAGCUUACAGUAGUUCGGAGAGUGAAGAGAUAUUGCCUGACAAAUAAUUACAGAUAAUUUCUUAACUUUUCACGCUUUGACACUGCUUCUGUGUAGUAGUCGAGACCCAAUGUUGCCAACUUUAGAAAUCUAUCCCCUCGGACUUGGAGCUCGGCUGCCUGGUUCUGCCCAGUCUUUACCAAGUGCUGUUUAAUAUUAGGGAAGGAGAACGGAAUUGCUGUUUAUUAUCUGCAAUUUUAAAGAUUAAAGAAUUUAGCAGUGCAUUCUUAACGAUCGUAAUUGCUCUUUACUACUUAAAUAAAGAUCUUUAAUCCUGAACAUAAAUUUCAAACUAAAUCUUGAAUCGUUUUCUUUAAAAAUUUCAUUGAAAAAUCCAACUUGUAUCUCUUGUUGAAAUGAACUGUUCAGAGACUGGCAGAACUGAGAGUAAAAAUUUCAUGUACAAUACUUUGUAUAGCUUGUGUAUACAGAAAGUACGCACGCAUAGUUAGCCCUCGUCAGUUUUUUAUAAGGUUCAAUAUUAUUAUGUAAUUUUGAGAGAGUAAGAAGUGUUUUAAUUUGCAAGGGAAAGAGAAUAUUUUUGAGAAAUAAUUGCACUGUUAGAGGUCCUGUACGCUUGGUUUCAAGGUGACAACAAAUAAUAUACAGCUAGCAACGCU
Messenger RNA from Homalodisca vitripennis (glassy-winged sharpshooter), 5646 nucleotides. Its product is annotated as kinesin heavy chain-like. Lineage: Eukaryota; Metazoa; Arthropoda; Insecta; Hemiptera; Cicadellidae. Gene Ontology annotation, biological process: microtubule-based movement. Gene Ontology annotation, molecular function: ATP binding; microtubule binding; microtubule motor activity. The record is from RefSeq and is a predicted model, not a curated record.